AUGGACACAAACAAUGGAAGUUCCACAACAGAUUUCAUCCUGCUGGGCUUUUCUGACCGGCCCCAAUUAGAACCCAUCAUCUCUGGGGUGGUCUUCAUCUUCUAUAUUGUGACUCUGGUAGGAAACACAACCAUCAUUCUGGUAUCUUACCUAGACACCCAGCUCCAUACGCCCAUGUAUUUCUUCUUGUCCAAUUUGUCCUUUUUGGAUCUCUGCUAUACGACUAGCAUUAUUCCCCAGAUGCUGGUAAAUCUAUGGGGUCCGACAAGGUCUAUUACGUAUGGAGGGUGUGUGCUCCAAUUCUUCUUUGCCCUUGACCUGGGAUCCACUGAAUGUCUUCUCUUGGCUGUGAUGGCCUAUGACCGCUAUGCUGCUGUCUGUCAACCUCUUCACUACAUGGUCAUAAUGAACCCUCAACUUUGCCAGAAGAUGGUGCUCACUGCCUGGUUAGGUGGUCUUGGAAGUGCCUUAAUUGUUUGCUCCUUGACUUUGAAUUUGCCAAGAUGUGGGCAGGUAGACAAUUUUUUGUGUGAGAUGCCAGCAUUGAUCAAGAUGGCUUGUGUCUAUUCAAAAGUAAUUGAGAUCACUGUCUUUGCUCUUGGAGUGGUAUUUCUUCUAGCACCUAUAUCACUAAUUCUCAUCUCAUAUGGAGUUAUCACUCAAGCUGUCAUGAGGAUCAAAUCAGAGGCAAGAUGGCGUAAGGUCCUUAAUACAUGUGGUUCCCACCUCACAGUAGUAACUCUGUUUUAUGGAACAAUCAUUUACAUGUAUAUGAGGCCACAGAAUAGCACAUCCCAAGAUGAGGGGAAGUUCCUUACUCUCUUUUAUGCAAUCAUCACACCCAGCCUUAACCCUCUGAUCUAUACUUUAAGAAACAAAGAUGUAAAGAGCGCAGUAAAGAGAAUCCUACAUGUAGAAAAAUGGUCAGCCAAGUCGCUUGAGCUUCUGUCGAUCGGAAACCUGCGCGCAGCUGGGCUGCUGGUGAGGGUCUCCGCGCGGGGCCGGCGGCUGGAGGACGCGGUUCUGACCUCACUGCUCCGGCCGUUGACGGGGCUCCCGGGGGAGGGAGAGGACGAGAGACAACGCUGGAACACGGUCUCUUCCGCGACAGCGCUCGAGGUAGCACGACCUCGCUUCCGCCACGCUCGGCCGCUCGCGCUCGGCAGCCGCCGCAGCGCGCGGGGCAGCUACGCGCGGGCGACUCCUGGACGGCGGGGCUCGCUGCCGCCGCCCCCACCGACGGCCCCGCCCGGCGCCACGACUGUCCCCUCCGAGUACCGGCAACCAAACCGAAAAGGAAGCAUCCAUGGUCUUUUCUGUCUGUACGACUCGUCAGGCCGGCCUCCUGCUCCCGCAUCACUGCGCGGCCGGUCCGCUCCGGGCGCGCAACACGCCCGCAGUAGCGGGGUCGUCACCGAACAGGUUAGGGAAACGGCAGGGGGCCGCCGGCAAGCGCCCACAACGCACUGCGGGACACGACGCCGGGACCGCGACUCCGGGCUUGCCUCAGAGGCUCCCGCCGGAAACGCGGGGCCGCGGGCGGCCGGCGGGCGCCGCAGCGUCUGGCUCAGCGCCGAGCCCGAGCGGAGGGCCCCUGCGGGCUCUGGGCCGACUCUCCACUUCCAAACACCCCCCCACCCCCGCGAGCCGCAGCGGGAACGCGAGCCCGCGCUACGACGGGUCGCGGCGCUGACGCACGCACGCUGCGACCCCGCGCCCCUCGCGCCCUCAGACACUCGCGCGAACUCCCGGGAUGUGCGCCCAAGAGAGCCCGGAGGAAUUUCCGGGGAGGCCCGGACCAGCGAGGGGCCGCGUUUCCUAGAAAGCCACCGGAAGUGGGUGGUGGAGGACUGGGAAGCGGCGCAGGCGCAGAGGUUCCUGGUUGCUGGUUGCUUGCGGGAGGACGGGCGGGAAGGCCUGCACCUGCAGCAGGUGAUGGUGUCACUUGAGAGUCCGGGCCCUCCACGCCAGCUGCCUGGGACCCCUGAUGCUGAGCUCCUGCAGGAAAGAGCCCCGCCGGCGCCGCAGCACCGCGCGUCCGCCGCGGAGGGAGGCCGGGCAGCCCCGCCAGGAGCGAAGAGCGCGGGGGACCGCGGGCGCGCGCGGCCUCGGGACUCGAUGACGUUUGAGGACGUGGCCGUGCGCUUCAGCGGCGGAGAGUGGCGGCGUCUGACCCGCGCCCAGCGGCGCCUCUACGCGGCCGUCAUGCUGGACAACUACGGGCUCGUGGUCUCGCUCGGCUUCGCCGGCCCCAAGCCGCCUCUCAUCUCGUGUCUGGAGCGGGGCGCCGAGCCCCGCGUUCGCGAUCUGCAGGACUGGGGGCUCCUGAGCUGCUCCUUCCCAGUGUCAGCGGACCGGACCCGGCCCGGGACUGAGAGGGCAAGUUCAGAGCAGGAGGUGUCUGAGGGUGGGGAAGUCGGCGGCGUCCUGUCCGGGCACCCUGAGGCUGGAGGAGCUUGUGUCCAGGAUGUCAAGUCGGAGAACGCACGGGACCCGGCCGGGGUGGAGACGCUGGGAGAGGAGAAGGGGACCCUCGAGGAAGGAAGGGCCCGGGCGGUGCUCGCCAACAACUUGAGCGCAGACUCCAAGUGCACCCCACGCACCCGAGCCCUGAUCGCACGGAGCCCCCGCCCAGGUGCCGCGCGCGGCCAUACCUUCCCGCUUCUCCACGGGCGCAUCCAUGCUGGCGAGAAACCCCACGCGUGUCACGAGUGCGGGAAAGCGUUCAAGACCAGAAAGCAGCUGCGUGUGCACCGCGUCACGCACACGGGGGAGAAGCCCUUCCGCUGCGCGCAGUGCGGGAAGGCCUUCAGCAGCCCGUCGGCGCUCUGCCGGCACCGCAAGGCGCACGGCGGGGAGAGGCCGCACGGCUGCGGCGCGUGCGGAAAGGCCUUCGGCAGCGCGAGCCGGCUGCGGCGGCACCAGCGGGUCCACAGCGGCGAGCGGCCGCACGAGUGCGCGGUGUGCGGCAAGGCCUUCCGCUUCCGGCACUGCCUCACCCUGCACGGCCGGACGCACACCGGGGAGCGGCCGUACGCGUGCGGGCAGUGCGGCAGGGCCUUCCGCGGCAGCUCGGACCUCGCCAAGCACGGCCGGAUCCACAGCGGCGAGCGGCCCUACCCGUGCCGCGCGUGCGGGAGGGCCUUCCGCCGGAGCUCCGACCUGCGCAAGCACGCGCGGACGCACGCGCGGGAGCCGGCCGCGGGCUGCCCCCAGUGCUGCGGCCGCGCUGGGCCGCGCCGCCCCCCGACGGCCCACGCCCCCGAGAAGCCCUACCCGUGUGGGCGGUGCGGCCGCGCCUGCCGCCCCCGGGGCCGGCGCGGGGCUCCAGAGCGCGCGCGCCGGGGCGAGAAGCCGCACCCGUGCGCGCACUGCGGCAAGGCCUUCCACGAUCGGCACGGCCUGGCCGUGCACCAGCGGCUGCACACCGGCGAGAAGCCGUUCGCCUGCCCCGAGUGCGGGAGGGCCUUCCGCGGGAAGUCCAACCUGACCAACCACCGGCGGAUCCACACCGGCGAGAAGCCGUACGCGUGCGAGGCGUGCGGGAAGGCCUUCCACCACCGCUCGGGCCUGACGCAGCACCGCCGGAUCCACAGCGGAGAAAAGCCCUACCCCUGCCGCGAGUGCGGCGCCGCCUUCCGCCAGCGCGCCGCCCUGGUCGGGCACCAGCGGGUGCACACGGGGGAGAAGCCCUACGCGUGCGAGCAGUGCGGGAAAGCCUUCAGGGUGAGCGCGAACCUCACGGGACACAAGAAGAGGCGACAUCGAGGAUGGCGAGGCCACGAGCCUGGGGAGGGUGAGAAGGGCCCUUCCCCGGGACCUGUCCCACCUCCUCCGUAGGCGGGGUUUGACCCGCAGCCCUGUGGGUGCUCUCUGUAUUGGUGCUUUCCGUUCUCUUUCCGCCCGGAGCCUGGUUCUUCCCGGCUUGCUGCCCCCGACUGAGCUCCCCGGAGCCUGACCGCCCUGGGCAGUGUUGGGGCGAGCACCUGCACUGCCAAUCGGGAAUGCCAGUCAGUAAUGAUAGCAGGUGUCGCCUACCUCGGAGCACGCCAGCCACUCUUCUAAGGGCUGUGCAGUGCCAACUCGUUGACUGCAUAAAACAUCUCUACAGGAUGGGGAAAUUAGGGCAUAAAAAGAUGAAACCUGCUCAGGAUCACUUAGCUACUAAGUUCUGCAUACCCACCCACCCCCGCCUUGCCAGGCUCCGGUCUGCACCCCUCCAAGACGCCUGCAACACAUCUCUUAGAUGUAUGGUUAACAGCUCAGCACGGAGCACGUUUUAGUUCAUAAAAUAUUGAUCAAUUUUAGCAAGGUUUUGGUUUUGUUUUAACUUAAAGACUGAAUGGUACUUUUCCAUGUGGGCUCAGAAUUGCUGAGACCGGGAUGGGAAAGGAAGACAGGACAGGGCAGAUUUAGAAAUCAUAGAUAAGUGGGAUCUAGCUAUGCGCUGCUCCAGUAACAAUUUACAUAUGGAAAGACCAUGAAGCCCAUCUCACUUUGUUAUAAAUACGUCAAAAUAUCACUGUGUUGAUUUCUUAAAA
Messenger RNA from Mustela erminea (ermine), 4541 nucleotides. RefSeq lists its product as uncharacterized. Gene Ontology annotation, biological process: negative regulation of transcription by RNA polymerase II; G protein-coupled receptor signaling pathway. The record is from RefSeq and is a predicted model, not a curated record. Gene Ontology annotation, cellular component: membrane. NCBI's taxonomy places the organism in Eukaryota, Metazoa, Chordata, Mammalia, Carnivora, Mustelidae. Gene Ontology annotation, molecular function: DNA-binding transcription repressor activity, RNA polymerase II-specific; olfactory receptor activity; G protein-coupled receptor activity.